AUGAAGUCGGCGGCUCUUGCCUGCGCGCUGCUGCUUGUGGCUGCCAGUGCAACGGCUGAUCUUAUUCUGUCCGACAUUCAGGACAGUGAACAACAAACUCAAGUGACAGCCCAGUGCUCUGAAACUGUUGCUUCCAAUCAAGGCUACUACUGGAGCCAAAGCUCUGAUGAUCUCGGCACCCAAGGCCUCGCCACCACCUCCUGCACAGAAGGUGGUUACUGCGAUUGCUUUAAAAUUUCCACAUGUAGCAACGUCAACGGCGCUGCCUGCCGCCGCCUGCAGUCUUGCGAAGACACUGAUGGCCAGAACCGCUGCUUUCAGUUUGAAGCAUGCAGCGUCGCCCCCUUCACCGGUCGUGCCAAGUACGAGUGCGUAAACGGAUUUGACUUGAGCACCCUUCCCCGUCGCAAGCUCACCAAAUUGGGCAAGCAGUUCAAGAGCAGCGUGCAGCAGAUGUGCAACAUUCAAAACAUGUGCGCCAUUAAAGCCGAUCACUGGACCGAUAUCGAUGUCGAUGGCACAAUGUUUGAAGUUGACACCAAUGACGACAAUGUGGCGACUCAAAUCGCAACGUGCUUGAUCUACAACUCAAUCACCGUGCAAGGUUGUACGCUUGCCGCGGUUGAGGCUUCUACCAUGACUACCACGACCAGUACCACCACCAGCACCACAUCAACAACCUCUACUUCUACAACCUCGACUACCACCACCUGGCUGGAUGAGUGCAUGUUUUCGCAGUCCAUUGCUCAAGCUUCAUUUGAGCAGUACACUCAGGCUCAAGGUCAACGCACCGUCGCCUUGCAAGAAAGCACCUGGGCAGGUGCCUCGGCUGCAUCUGCUGCUGUGGUGCAAGUGCCAAACUACACUCCCAUGACGCCAGCGGAUGGCUCUCGUGCCUUGGUCCUGUUCGCGGCCGGCAAGAUGGUGUCGCAGACCACGACGACCAACUGGCCCACCACUACUACUGUGGCUCCCACUACCACCACCACUGGUGAGCCCACCACUACUACUGUGGCGCCCACCACCACUACGACUGCUGAGCCCACCACCACUACUGCUGAGCCCACUACGACCACCACUGCUGAGCCUACCACUACUACUGCUGAGCCCACCACUACUACUGUGGCGCCCACCACGACCACCACUGCUGAGCCCACCACGACCACCACUGCUGAGCCUACCACCACCACCACUGCUGAGCCUACCACCACCACCACUGCUGAGCCUACCACUACUACUGUGGCGCCCACCACGACUACCACUGCUGAGCCCACGACCACCACUGCUGAGCCCACCACGACCACCACUGCUGAGCCUACCACUACUACUGUGGCGCCCACCACCACUACUACUGCUGAGCCCACCACGACCACUACUGCUGAGCCCACCACCACCACGACUGCUGAGCCCACCACCACUACUGCUGAGCCCACCACUACUACUGUGGCGCCCACCACGACCACCACUGCUGAGCCCACCACCACUACUGCUGAGCCCACCACUACUACUGUGGCGCCCACCACCACUACGACUGCUGAGCCCACGACCACUACUGCUGAGCCCACCACUACUACUCCUACCACUACUACUGUGGCGCCCACCACGACCACCACUGCUGAGCCCACCACCACCACCACUGCUGAGCCUACCACCACCACUACUGCUGAGCCUACCACCACUACCACUACUGCUGAGCCCACCACCACUACCACUGCUGAGCCCACGACCACCACUGCUGAGCCCACCACGACCACCACUGCUGAGCCUACCACUACUACUGUGGCGCCCACCACGACCACUACUGCUGAGCCCACCACUACUACUGUGGCGCCCACUACCACUACUACUGCUGAGCCUACCACUACUACUGUGGCGCCCACCACGACCACCACUGCUGAGCCCACCACUACUACUGCUGAGCCUACCACCACCACUACUGCUGAGCCUACCACCACUACCACUACUGCUGAGCCCACCACCACUACCACUGCUGAGCCCACCACGACCACUGCUGAGCCCACCACUACUACGUUUACGUCGACCUCCUCGACCUCCUCGACCUCAUCAACCUCAUCAACCUCCUCGACCUCCUCGACCUCCUCGACUUCCUCGACAUCGUCUACCAGCCGAACGUCCACCCGCGUUGACCUGGACAUCAUUUGUUACCACCCCACCAAUCAAGAUGCACUCCGAUCUGUUAUUCCCGGCAUGUACAUCCUGGAUGGCUUUUUGUCAAUCACUUCUGGUUGCAAGGCUACACCAAGCUUUCUGGCCGAGUUCCACGACCUUCGAGAUGUCCUGGGUGACGUUAGCUUUGAUCGUAACCACCUUGUGUCAAACUUCAGCGGCUUUGAAAGCCUUGAGUACAUUGCUGGUUCAUUCAGCAUCGAGUCAAUGAACAGCCUUGAGACACUGGACGGCUUCAACGGAAGUAUGCUCACUGUGACUGGAGAUUUGACUAUCAGUGGCCUUCCAUUGUUGACUUCUCUUGCGGCUUUGAACGGUAUCACAGUUAACGGUCAAUGCUUGAUUGAUCCUGCUACUCUUCCUUCUUGUGUUGGCUCUUGUGACUGCGCCAGCAUCGGCUUGUCCGAUCCUACCACCACCACAACCGUCACCACGACCACAUCCACGAGCACCACUUCCACCACGACAACGAGCACAACUACUACGAGUCUGUUGGCCCGCGCUGGUCCAGUAUUUUGCAACGACCCUGCAUCUCAUCCCGCCGUGCAGUACCUGGUUACGAAUGUUGAGGUGAUUGACAGCUACGUGCGCCUUGUUUCAGGCUGCGAAAUGACCGACACAGUGUUUUCGUACUUCCAAGAUUUGAAGCACGUCGGGAGCUACAUGACUCUCAACGGCCAGCCGAGCAUCACCAGUCUUGAGCCCCUCGCAGCGCUCAGCAGCACUCAAACUCUCACCAUCUCCGACAUGGCUGGGCUUACCAAUCUGAGUGGCUUGGAUGCAACUCGUUUGGUCAUUGAUGGCGACUUGAAGAUCACCAAUAACCAGAAUCUUGAGUCAAUUGCCGCGCUCAACGGUGUGGUCAUUACCGGAACUUGCAUGAUCGCCAACAAUCCUGCCUGCGUUGGAUGUACCUGCGGUAGCAUUGGGCUUGCAGAGUUUACCACGAGCACUUCAACGACCUCAACGACCUCAACAACCUCGACGACCUCAACGACCAGCACGUCGACCACCUCAACCACCACUCUCAACCCGACGUACACCGGUGAUGUCCUGUGUCGGUCUAGCACACAACUCAGCGAAGCUGCUGCGACCAUUGCCGGCCGUUACCACAUUGAUGGUUUCGUUGCCUUUUCCAACGGCUACUCAGGCUAUACCUGUGAUGUGGAUGAGUCUUCUCUUGCCUCCAUGACGACCGUGGGUCAAGUUCAAUCGCUCGAGAUUCGCGGCAGCACCAACUUGGAGACGAUGGACGGGCCUGACGUUUUAACAACUGUUGACUUUGGACUUACCAUCCGCGGCAACUCUGUUCUGAAGAAUCUGAGCGGUCUGGACCUGCUCUCCAGCGUCGGCGGGGACAUGACAGUUCAAAGCAAUGCCAUGUUGACGAGUUUGACCGGCCUGGGUGGGCUUACCUCUGUCGGGGGCCAGCUGGCGGUCCAGUCCAACAAUGCAUUGACGACCUUUGCUGGCACAGAAGGCCUCACCAGCGUUGACUUUUUGCUCAUCACCAACAACCCACUUUUGACCGAGAUUGAUGCACUCUCUUCGCUGACUCAACUUAAUACUGUGUACAUCUUUGGCAACAGCCAAUUGGCCCACGUGGAUGGCUUGGUCAAUGCUGCUGGUGUUACUGACUGCUACAUUGCCCUCGACAACGCCUGCGAUUCGGUAACACACAAGUGCACUUGCGCUGACCUUGGCUUUGCCUAG
Monosiga brevicollis MX1 is the source of this 3900-nucleotide messenger RNA. RefSeq lists its product as uncharacterized. The transcript is spliced from 8 exons. The record is from RefSeq and is a predicted model, not a curated record. NCBI's taxonomy places the organism in Eukaryota, Choanoflagellata, Craspedida, Salpingoecidae. Gene Ontology annotation, cellular component: plasma membrane; cell wall. The coding region runs from base 1 to 3900 and encodes 1299 amino acids.